Molecule: messenger RNA, 3165 nt
Organism: Tricharina praecox
Lineage: Eukaryota; Fungi; Ascomycota; Pezizomycetes; Pezizales; Pyronemataceae
Exons: 4
Biological process (GO): microtubule cytoskeleton organization; protein phosphorylation; intracellular signal transduction
Cellular component (GO): cytoplasm
Molecular function (GO): ATP binding; protein serine/threonine kinase activity; tau-protein kinase activity
Source: RefSeq, a predicted model, not a curated record
CCCGCACCAGCUUCGCCGAGUGGCCCCCCUCGAGGUGCCCGCCCCCCGCAUCCACGACCGACUACCUACAGCGGACCGUCGCCGAGCGCCCCGCACUCGUCCGGUUCGACAUCGGCUGGUACACCUAACGGACCCCCGAUCCCACCACCGCCGCGCACGAGUAGCAAGACACAGACUCCGACCGCAGCUACGCCCCCAGAGUCCCGCGCAGGUAAUUCUACACGCGGAGGAGGAGACGGUGCAAAUGAUCGAGAUCGGGAUAGGGAUCGCCGGAGAACGGAAGACGGUCGUACGCGUCAGGAUCAGCCCCCCGUUGGUCGUUCGAAUUCGACGCGUGGCACCUCCUCCUCGUCGCGAGGCAAUAGCAAUAGCGCGCCGCAACAGGGAGACCCAUCACGCUCCAACACGAGACGCAGACAGGAUUCUGAGUCGAGUGGUAACAAGCGAGGCAAUGGCGGCGGCAGCAGUAACCCCGUUAGCAGUAAUGGUGACGAGCAGUCGCAACAAACUUCCUCGAAUAGGCGCGCUCACACGAGAAAGGAGACUCGCUUCGGUGAGUAUAUCCUCGGACAAACUUUGGGCGAGGGAGAGUUUGGCAAGGUCAAGCUCGGAUGGAGGCGAGACGGUGGUGUACAGGUAGCGAUUAAGCUCAUACGACGAGACUCGAUCUCACCGCACCCAAAUCGCAUAUCUAAGAUAUAUCGCGAGAUUGCGAUCCUCCGCACGUUGUCGCACCCCAAUAUUGUCAGCCUCCGGGAAAUGGUCGAAACAGAACGCCACAUCGGAAUCAUUCUCGAAUAUGCGUCCGGUGGAGAAUUAUUUGAUUAUAUUCUCACCCACCGAUAUCUCAAAGAUCCACCGGCCUGUCGUCUGUUCGCGCAGCUGGUGUCAGGCGUUGGAUACUUGCAUAAAAAGGGAAUCGUGCAUCGAGACCUGAAACUUGAAAACCUCCUGUUGGACCGUAAUAGGAACAUCAUCAUUACGGAUUUUGGUUUUGCUAAUGUGUUCGAUCCCAAAGACGAGCUCGGGGACUUGGAAGACCGUCUCGACGAUCCGGUAAUCAUCAAGGAACUCGAGAAAGGUGUUCCCCACACCGACCGUACGCCGGAUGGGAGCAGUCUGUUGAGCAUAGUCGGACCCGGCCAGAUACGGAGACGGGGCGACCUGAUGGCUACCAGUUGUGGCAGCCCUUGCUACGCGGCACCAGAACUGGUUGUUAGUGACGGACUAUACACGGGCCGCAAGGUGGACGUCUGGUCGUGUGGUGUUAUCCUGUACGCGAUGCUGGCAGGAUACCUACCUUUCGAUGACGAUCCCGCGAAUCCCGAAGGCGACAAUAUAAAUUUGCUGUACAAGUACAUAGUAUCUACUUCGCUCACAUUCCCUGAAUACGUCACGCCUCAUGCGCGUGAUCUUCUGCGAAGGAUCCUAGUGCCGGAUCCACGUAGGAGAGCGGAUCUCUUCGAGGUUGCGCGACACAGUUGGUUGAGUCCGUUCGCCGACAUCGUCAAUAAGGUUACCAGCGCGACUACCGGAAUCAAGGAUGUUGAAACAAUCACUGUCCGAGAACCCAAGCCUGAGCCCCCCGUGCUUACCAGGUCAGCGUCUGUACGAGAACCAUCAUCCACAAGUCACCCGCAUGCUCCCGGCGCGCUCGGCACGAGACACCACCCCCAUGAGCAGAUCGUUCCGGCGACGCAACCCAAGCCCUCCGGUGACAAUAAGCGUCGCACCGUACAAGUCGAAUACGUUGAGCCUCAGCAGCAGACGCAGAGGGGAUCAGCUGUCGAUCCGGAUGUCGCAUCCAAGAGGACCGAGGAAGCCAAUGACGCUGCGCCUCCGCCAGUGGUCGCCACCCACAAGGAGCACAAGGAUGGAAGCAUCUCUCGCGCUGCCACCACGGCUGGAACCACCCGUGAACGCACGUAUCGCGACGCCCGGGAAUCUCGUGGUGCGCCCAAAGAGGGACCGAGAGCACCGAUGCCAGAUGCGAAGGGAAGGCGCCCGGUCUCGUACCAACAGUCGACCAGCGCGUCCCGAGCUUCUGCUGCUGCUGCUGCUGCGGCGGCGGCGGCCACUGCUUCUGACGGACCUUCAUCUAACCCUCCAACAAGACGGCCGAGCAAGGACAGGACUGGACCUCCGGUGGCUGGCAAGCCCGUGACGGCCCCGAACAGUUCCGGAAAGGACAAUUCUUCAGGUACGAACACCACUGCCAAUCCCCCGCGGUCGGAUUUUUUGCCCUCGCGAGGGGGUAGUUACUCUUUACCGGCGGCACCGAGCGUGGCUGCUAACAAUGUCCAAGGGAGGAUUGCGAUGCCAUCUAGCGGAAACCCUUACAUCAGUGCCCCGAUCCUGCAGGGUGACAGCCUUAACCCGGAUCUCGCCGCAAACCGUCCCGCCACCCAGCCGGAACAACAGCUACCGAAGGGCCACAAGCGCGCGAACACGGUCGGUGGAGCCGCUGGCGAUUCGAACCGGUUCCUUGGCAAGAUUAUUGGAAAUUCCGAGAGGCCUACGGAACCUGCUGCUAGACCUGCGGUCGUUGGCGGUACCCCUACUACCGACCCUAGGCAAUCGAUCGACCAGGGAGCGCGUAUGAAGAUGGAGAAGUCAGCAUCUGCGCCCAAGAGCCGCCGCUUCAGCCUCCUGCCCACCUCGUUCUCACUGAGGAGCAUGACCGGAGAGGGAAAGCACGAGCGCAAGCUCUCGAGGACCAACUCCAGGCAGUACAACUCUGCUGCACAGAACCAACAGCAGUCACCUCAAGUGCAGAGCCAGCCUCAGCUUGGUGCCUCUCAUCACCACAGUAACGAUACCGAGAGCGCCAUGACGGGAUCCGACACCUCUCUGGCUGCUGGAUCCGCGCCUGCUUCCGCGUUCGGUCGUGCUAGUGCUGAUGUCGACUCGCCUAAUGCCCCGGCCCCCAACAAGAAGACCAUGCUCUCCAAGCAUAAGAGACUAGGAGACGCCUUCGAGGGUGAAUCCAGCAGUGGAGGACACGGCAGCAGUGGACCCGCGCGUCGCGUGAUGGACUUCUUUAGGAGACGAGGCACUGCGCGCAGCAAGGGAGAGAAGGCUUAGAUGCCGGCUUAUCUUUUCCACUUGACAUUUUCGACUGUAGAGCGCUCGGUCAUGAGUUUCGGCGAGAACACGACUAUUGGG